AUGCUGUCGAGACCAAAGCCAGGGGAGUCGGAGGUGGACCUGCUGCGCUUCCAAAGUCAGUUUCUUGCAGCUGGUGCAACCCCAGCAGUUCAGCUGGUGAAGAAAGGAAGUAGGAGAGCUGGGGAUGCCAACCUGGAGCAGCCUCCACUGCAGGGUCAUCGGGAUGUGGUGAUGCUGGACAGUCUCCCAGAUUUGCCCCCAGCUUUGGUGCCUGCUCCCCCAAAGAGAGCCAGGCCCAGCCCUGGCCGUCUCCUGCCUGAACAUGAGGACCCUGAAGAGAGGCUGAACAGGCACGAUCAGCACAUCACUGCUGUCUUGACUAAGAUUAUUGAACGAGAUACAAGUUCAAUGCCUGUGAAUCUGCCUGUGUCCAGUGGCGUUGCUUUCCCUCCUGUAUUUCAUCGUUCACAGAGGAGACAGGGGAAGCCAGCAACAGCUGGUAAGAGAAGCAUCUUUGCCCAGGAAAUUGCAGCCAGGAGAGCAUCUGGAGCCAAGGUCUCACCAGUUAGAGAAGUUGCAUCUAUCUUGGACCCACCAGAGAGUGCUAUGACCUGUGAGGCACUCACAACUAGGGAGCAGGGCAGCCAGCCUCCAUGGAACAGCUACAGCUUCCAGGGACCCCAUCUGGUGACAGGGAAGGGGCUCAAGAGCCAGGAGGCUGAGCAGGAAGCCCAGACCAUCCAUGAAGAAAAUGUAGCGAGACUGCAAGCUCUGGCUCCAGAGGAGAUUCUGCAGGAACAGCAGCGGUUGCUGGCUCAGCUUGAUCCCAGCUUGGUUGCCUUCUUGAAAUCUCACAGCCGUACCCGUGAGCAAGCAGAAGAGAAGGCCACAAGGGAGCAGAGACCAGGAAGACCCUCUGCUGAGGUCACUGGAAAGGAGGCCAUUGCACCAACUUCUGCCAGUGUGCCCAGGCAGGAAGAUGAGCUGGAGCCAGAAACCCCAGCUCUGGCCUUGCCUGUGACUCCCCAGAAAGAAUGGCUGCACAUGGACACUGUGGAGCUGGAGAAGCUCCACUGGACCCAGGACCUGCCUCCACUCCGGCGGCAGCAGACGCAGGAGAGGAUGCAGGCCCGUUUCAGUCUUCAGGGAGAGCUGCUGGCCCCCGACAUGGACCUUCCCACCCAUCUGGGCCUGCACCACCAUGGAGAGGAGGCGGAGAGAGCAGGGUACUCCCUUCAGGAGCUCUUCCACCUGACACGCAGCCAGGUGUCCCAGCAGAGAGCCCUAGCGCUGCACGUGUUGGCCCAGGUCAUCGGCAGGGCCCAGGCUGGAGAGUUUGGGGACCGGCUGGUGGGUAGUGUCUUGCACCUCCUUCUGGAUGCCGGUUUCCUCUUCCUGCUGCGCUUCUCCCUGGAUGACAGAGUGGAUGGGGUCAUCGCAGCUGCUGUCCGGGCUCUUCGGGCCCUGCUGGUGGCCCCUAGAGACGAGGAGCUCCUCGACAGCGCCUUCUCUUGGUACCAUGGAGCACUGAUGUUCGCUCUGAUGCCCAGCCAGGAGGUCAAGGAGGACGAGGACGAGGAUGAAGAACCCCCAGCAGAAAAGGCAAAAACCAAGAAUCCUGAAGAAGGAAACCGGCCUCCAUCUGAGCUGGCCCGACAUGAUGUCAUCAAGGGGCUUCUGGCUACCAACCUGCUGCCUCGGCUGCGCUACAUACUGGAGGUGACAUGCCCAGGACCUUCUGUGGUCCUUGACAUCCUGACCGUGCUCAUCCGCCUGGCCCGGCAUUCCCUGGAGUCAGCCACAAGGGUGCUAGAGUGCCCUCGGCUGGUGGAGACUGUGGUGCGAGAAUUCCUGCCCACCAGCUGGUCCCCCAUGGGUUCGGGGCCUACCUCCAGUCUACACAGAGUGCCCUGUGCUCCUGCCAUGAAACUGCUUCGUGUCCUGGCCUCGGCCGGUAGGAAUAUUGCUGCCCGGCUGCUGAGCGGCUUUGAUCUCCGGAGCCGCCUGAGCCGCUUUAUAGCUGAAGACCCCCAGGAUUUGGCCUUGCCCCUGGAGGAAGCCGAGACCCUGAGCACCGAGGCCUUCCGCCUGUGGGCAGUGGCAGCCUCCUACGGCCUAGGCAGUGACCUUUAUAGGGAGCUAUACCCUGUGCUGAUGCGAGCCCUGCAGGCUGUGCCGAAGGAGCUCAGUAGCCCUGUGCCUCGGCCCCUCGCCCUGCAGAGGAUCGCCUCACUGCUCACCCUCCUCACCCAGCUGACCUUGGCAGCCGGCUGUAUCGCCCAUGAAGCCAGUAGUGACUCUGCUGAGGCCAGUCUGUUGGCGACCCCUUCCUCAAUCACUUGGACACAGGUGUCUGGGCUCCACCCUCUCGUGGAGCCAUGUCUCAGACAGACCUUGAAGUUGCUGCCCAGACCUGAGAUGUGGAGUGCCCUGGGCCCGGUGCCCACUGCCUGCCUGCUUUUCCUGGAUGCCUACUACCAGGCCUGGAGCCAGCAGCCAGGCCUGUGCCCAGAGGAUUGGCUGCAGGACAUGGAGCGCCUGUCAGAGGGGCUGCUGCUGCCCCUGCUGGAACACCCUUCUCUGGGCAGCCUAUGGGAAUCCCUGGGGUGCUGCUCCCCUCUGUGCAACCCACAGUCCUGUGCUGUGGCCCCCGAAACGAUCUCCAGCCUCGCGUCACUGGGCUGUGCAGGGGGCCACCCCCCCCUCAGUCUGGCUGGCUCAGCUUCCCCCUUCCCAUUCCUCACGGCCCUCCUGUCUCUUCUUAACACCCUGGGCCGGAUCCACAAAGGACUGUGUGGCCAGCUGGCCACUGUACUGGCUGCCCCGGGACUCCAGAACUAUUUCCUGCGAUGUGUGGCUCCCAUGGCCGCUCCGCACCUCACCCCCUUCUCUGCGUGGGCCCUGCGCCAUGAGUACCACCUGCAGUACCUGGCACUCACCCUGGCCCAGAGAGCGGCAACACUCCAGCCACCAGUGGCAGGCACCGACGUGGCCCUCUGUCACAGCAUGGCCUUGGCCCUGCUGGGCCGGCUGCUGCCUGGGAGUGAGCACCUUGCCCAUGAGCUGCUGCUGAGCUGUGUGUUCCGGCUGGAGUUCCUCCCAGAAAGAGCAUCAGGGGGUCCGGAGGCAGCUGACUUCUCUGACCGGCUGUCCUUAGGAAGCGGCGGAUACCUUGGAUGUGGACGAGGGGCUCUCCUAGCUCAGGCCUGCCAGGACCUUCCCAGCAUCCGCAGCUGCUACCUGACCCACUGCUCACUGGCCCGGGCCAGCCUGCUCGCCUCCCAGGCCUUGUACCGAGGGGAGCUCCGGCGAGUCCCAGCCUUGCUGCUGGCUGUGCCUAAGGAGCCGCUGCUGCCCACUGACUGGCCUUUCCUGCCAUUGAUUCAACUCUACCACCGGGCCUCAGACACCCCCUCGGGACUUCCUCCUGCUGACACUGUGGGCAUAGCCCUGCGGGCCCUGCAGUGGGUGCUUGUCCUGGAGAGCUGGCGCCCCCAGGCGCUCUGGGCUGUGUCUCCUGCUGCCCGCCUGGCGCGGCUCAUGUGUGUGUUCCUGGUGGACAGUGAGUUGUUCCGGGAGACCCCAAUACAACGCCUGGUGGGAGCCCUCCUGGCCCGGCUCUGCCAGCCUGAAGUCCUACCAAAUCUCAACCUGGAUUGCCCACUUCCUGGCCUGACAUCUUUCCCAGACCUCUAUGCCAACUUCCUGGAGCAUUUUGAGGCUGUCUCUUUCGGGGACCACCUCUUUGGGGCUCUGAUUCUCCUUCCCCUACAGCGUCGAUUCAGCGUCACCUUGCGCCUCGCCCUCUUUGGGGAGCACGUGGGUGCCUUGCGAGCUCUGGGCCUGCCACUGACACAGCUGCCUGUGUCCCUGGAGUGCUACACGGUGCCUCCUGAAGACAACGUGGCCCUCCUUCAGCUCUACUUCCGGGCUCUGGUUACUGGUGCCCUCCGUCCACGCUGGUGCCCUGUGCUCUAUGCUGUGGCUGUGGCUCAUGUCAACAGCUUCAUCUUCUCCCAGGACCCAAAUAACUCAGACGAGAUCAAGGCUGCCUGCAGAAGCAUGCUGCAGAAGACUUGGCUGCUGACAGAUGAGGGCCUUCGGCAGCACCUUCUCCACUAUAAGCUUCCCAAUUCUGCCCUUCCCGCGGGUUUUGAGCUGUAUCCCCAGUUGCCCCCUGUGCGUCAGCAGUACCUUCAGAAACUCAGGAUCUCAGGGGUGCUCCCAAAUGGAGUAUCAGAGACCUAG
This is a messenger RNA of Rangifer tarandus platyrhynchus (Svalbard reindeer), 4188 nucleotides long. Lineage: Eukaryota; Metazoa; Chordata; Mammalia; Artiodactyla; Cervidae. The record is from the annotation of a GenBank genome assembly.